AAUAUGAGGCGGUUGCCCAUAGAGACGUCCGCCAUUGAAGGCUCGUUUUCAAUGUACUUGAUAUUGGUAAAACCGUGUGUUGUUUUUUUUAAAUAUUAUUUGUUAGCAAACUAAAAACAGCAACAUUUUUAUCCACCGCAUCAUCGGCGACAGUUUCAUUUGGCAUCCUUCCAGCAGAACACGGUCGGCAAAGAACGUCUGUCUCAGUUCGGCAGUAAAAACAAUCUUGUUGUGCCAGAGACGGAAAGUAGUCUUGGAGGAAGAUGUGUGAUGAGAGCUGAGCUACGGAAAAUAAGUGUCGCUCUCAACAGCUACCCCGUGUUCACCACGCUUUGGACUGCAUCACGAUGACAGACACCAAAUACCCUUUGGUGUCCAGGGUGGGAGGCGUGAACCCUCCUCCGCCGAAGUUCAACAACCCAAAGAAACCUGGUCGCCAAACCAACCAGCUGCAGUACCUGGAGAAGGUGGUGGUCAAGGCCCUGUGGAGACACAACUUCUCCUGGCCUUUCAGGACACCUGUUGAUGCUGUCGGACUGCACAUUCCAGAUUACUAUACAAUUAUCAAGACGCCAAUGGACUUGAGCACCAUCAAGAAGCGUCUUCAGAAUAAUUAUUACUGCAAGGCGUUGGAAUGCAUACAGGACUUCAACAAACUCUUCACCAACUGCUAUGUAUAUAAUCGGCCUGGAGAUGACAUAGUUCUGAUGGCCCAAGCCUUGGAGAAGAUCUUCCUACAGAGAAUGGCUGAGAUGCCCCAGGAAGAGACUGAGAUAUCUGCCAUCACAACCAAGACACCAGUGAAGGGUGGGAGGAAGUCCUCCUCUGCUAGUAGGCUACACAGCUGCUCCAGCUGCUUAAUCUUGCACAUAAAUUGUGUGGUGAAGCUGAGGCCCCAGUCCCCUGUGUCUGAGGUGGUGUUCCAGCAGACAGUGACAGUUAUCCCUCCUGAGGCCCUCCACACCGUCCCCCCUGCUGCCCAGCUCUCCUCACACAUAGCAGCCAAAAUCAAGAAGGGUGUGAAGAGAAAAGCAGACACCACCACGCCGACAGCCUCUGCUCCGAUCACCAGCUGCGAGUCGUCCCCCAUCGUUGACGGCUCGGCGGCCUGUAAGCUGUUCUCCAGGCGGGGCAGCAGUCGGCCCAUCAAACCCCCCAGGAAAGACCUGCCGGACUCUCCCCAGCACCACCAGAGCAAGAAGAGGAAGCUCUCUGAUCAGCUCCGCUUCUGUAACUGCAUCCUGAAGGAGAUGUUCACCAAGAGGCACGCGGCCUACGCCUGGCCCUUCUAUAAGCCGGUGGAUACGGAGGCCCUGGGUCUACGCGACUACCACGACAUCAUCAAGCAGCCCAUGGACCUGGGCACCAUACGGAAAAAAAUGGACGAACGUGAGUACAUGGAUGCCCAGGAGUUUGCUGCUGAUUUCAGACUCAUGUUUUCCAACUGUUACAAAUACAACCCACCCACCCAUGAAGUUGUUAUUAUGGCAAGAAAACUCCAGGAUGUGUUUGAGGCACGCUGGCUGAAGCUUCCAGACGAGCCAGUGAGGAGUGCGGGUGAUCCAGGACACCACGGUCACCACAGGGACAAGAAAGCGAGAGGAGAUGGGCCUGAGCGCUCUUCCAGCACAGGCAGCAGUGACAGCGAGAGCUCCUCUGAAUCGGAGUCCUCCUCUGGUACGGAGGAAGAGGAGGCCAGAGUUCUACGGCUGGCUAAACUAGAGGAACAGUUGAAAGCGGUGCACGAUCAGCUGCAGAAACUCACCCAGGAGCCCCUGCUCAAACCAAAGAAGAAAGAGAAAUCAAAGGAGAGAAGAAAAAAGAAGGAAACGAGUAGUAGACCGAAGCAAGAAGAAGACCUGAGGAAGACCAAACCUAAAGUACAGCAGAGGGGCAUCAAUAAGGGCGCGUCUGCAGUGCACGGCAAGAGGAGGAAGAUGGCACUCCCAAUGGUGCCCUACAAGUCUGAUGAGGAAGAGGUGCCAGCGGUGCCCAUGUCGUACGGUGAGAAGAGGCAGCUGAGCCUGGACAUCAACAAGCUUCCGGGGGACAAACUGGGCAAGGUGGUGAACAUCAUUCAGGCCAGGGAGGCCUCGCUCAGAAAUGCCAACCCUGAGGAGAUCGAGAUCGACUUUGAGACCCUCAAGCCCUCCACCCUCAGGGCCCUGGAGAGCUUCGCCAUGACCUGCCUCAGGAAACGGCCCAAGAAACACAACCUGAAUAAGCUGGUGAAAACCAAAGGACCAAUACAGACUGUGAAGAAGCAGGAUGCAGAGAAACAUCUCCAGAGUAUUACUGAAGAAAUGAGCUCACUGGCAAAGAAGAAAAAGACAACAAAUGAGCUCCCCAGGGCUCCUGCUGUCCCAGACCUAACCCAGCCAUCCCGUCUCCGUGAGGGCAUCGGCUCUGACAGCUCCAGCAGCAGUAGUAGUGAUUCUAGCAAUUCUGAUAGCAGUGACUCUGAUUCAGUGAAGAAAACCAAGAAGAAGAAAAGCCAAGGUGCUCCACACAAGGUCAAGACCAAGUCUAAAAAUAAGAAAUCUGAGAAGAAAGACUCAUUGUCGGAGUCUUCUCUCCAGACCAGCCUGCCCCUGCAUGCCUCUCCAUCCCCAGCAGCAGUCACUAAAGGCCAGUCUACACAGCAGUACCCAGCCCAGCCUCCUCUAGAUCUGCUCAUCUCACCCCCAGCCUUACACAGCCGCCUGCCUCCGCAGCCUUCAAGACCUAGUUCCAAAGCAGCACCACUACCUCGCAAAAACAUGGUGGCACCCCAGCAGCUCACUGACAGUCAGCCCCAACAACAAGACCCCCUAUCUGAGAGCCCUACUACCCCCUCCCUCACUCCCCCUUCUGCCUCCUCCUGUGACCCCUCCCUGACUCUAACUCUGCCCACAGACCCUCUCAGCACAACAUCCACCCCCACACAAGAACCUCCCUCCAGCCUACGCUGUUUGCCCCAGCCCUCUCCCCUAGCACUCCUCACCUCUCCUCAUUGUCAAUCACCAGGCCAGACACAGGAGGUGAAAACUGGGCCAGUUUAUCUCAAUCUACCUGAUAGGGCACAACAGGAAGGUCUGUCUGCGCUGCUGUCCCCUCUGACCUCUCCUCCUGUAGGUUUAUUACAGGCUGCUGGCAGCAGAUAUGAGCAGCUGUACCCAGUGCUGUUGUCCCCUCUACAAGACAGCCCAUUACAGCCUGUGAAGGAUGACAGGAGGCUCUCGGAAGCACUGGAGGAGACUCCCUACAGGAAGCUGCAGAAACAGACUAAUACCAGACACUCUGACAGUGUGUUUGAUGGUAGCAACACCAGCCUAUCUCAUCCAGCUAAUAAAACCACUGCUGACGGAAAAAACACACCUGCCAAAAAGGAUAUUGUCCUGAAGAACGCAGACUCCUGGGCUAGUCUGAGGAAGAUGUCUCUUUCCACUCCCUCUACGGUGAGGUCAUCGAAGGAGAGCUUUGAUAAGUUUCGCAGGGCAGCCAUAGAGAAGGAGGAGAGAGAGAAAGCUCUGAUUCUAAGGAGGAUGCAGAUGAAGGAGAUGGCUUCUGGGAAGAGCAGCCUGACUAUGCCAGUAUCAGUGCCACCUAGAGCAGCAGAACCGGAGCCCCUGCCCUGUAGAACUCCAACCCCAGAGCCAGCAGAGAUCCCCCUGCAGACAGAGGACAUUGUGGAGCCUCCGCCUCCUAAAGCUCCAGAGGCCCUGAGAGAGGAACCUCCAGUGGCUGCCCCAACCCCACCUCCGCCCCUCACUACUCAGACCUCUGUGGACAGGGAGAGGGAGAUGGCCCGCAGGAGAGAACAGGAGCGACGCAGACGGGAGGCUAUGUCUGGUAUCAUUGACAUGACCAUGCAGAGUGACAUCAUGGCAACGUUUGAGAAGAACCUGGACUAACAAAAUGGCAGCAGGCAGUGCAGCUUGUGACCGACUGAUGUCUUCUGUUGUUGGACAAUAAAUAAAUGAGCAUGGUGUUCCAGUAGACAGCACCCUAGGCUUCUUCUCUCCCUCCAGACACUGGCUGUCUGAACAGAGCGAGCUGCAUCUAAAUUAAGGAAACGGGUCAUUGUUGCUUCCCAAAUGACAAUCCUACCCCCUAUAUAGUGCACUACUUUGGGGUCUGGUCAAAAUGAUUCAUUAUAUAGGAAAUAGGGUUCCAUUUGGGACAGCCUAUUACUAUCCUUACCAGGGGAAGCUUGUACUGUACUAUAGCAGCAUCACAUAACCCCAGUACAUUUUAGUAUUGUUGUCAACUGUAAGAAGAUACUGUAAGAUGUAAAAUAUUGAUAUUGCAACAAAAAAACACUAUGGACCAUAUAUAGAUGGCAUUUGACUUUCCUUUUUCUACUCAUGGUGAUGGUGGUUUUGUAAAUAUCUGCUGCACUGAAGUAAUGCUUACCUCUUAGAGAAAAAUACUAAGUAAAAAGUUAGCAAAAUGAAGAGCUGUUGAAAAAAAUAAAUGUUGAAAAUAACUGUUUUUCCUCCAACACGUAGAGUCCUCUGUUCCUUUUCACCUAGGUUACUUCCCAAAUGGCACCCUAUUGCCUUUGUAGUGUAUUACUUUUGACCAGGGCCCAUAGGAUCUUGUAAAAAGUAGUGCACUAUAUAAAGAAUAGGGUGCCAUUUGGGACACUACUUGGUGAGUCGUCCUCCUAUGACUGCAGUACACAUCAACCGGUUCACACACUUCUUAACAUUCCAACUCUGACUUGGCUGAAAUGCAUAACCUGACCUUUGUGUUUGCUACACUCCCAAAUAGUAAUACUAUGUAUAUCCAUGUACUGCACUGUAUAGUUUCUCCAGUUAUAGUUCUUAUCUUCAUACUUCAUUCAUAGUUACAAUUCUGCACCUUGUUGUGGAAAAAUCUUCAAUAUGAUGCGCUGAGUUUUACAAUGUAUGUCCUAUUUGAUUGACUUAAGUAAAAAAUGCCUUUCUGUUCCAAACAUAUUUUUGUUUAUCUGUAUGAAAUCAUACUUAGUAUUUUGUUACAUGGAGGCUGAAGAUGUGUCGAUCUUUGCCAAAAUGUCUAUUUCAAAUGUGGGACUUAUUUAAAACUAUACACUUGUUUUGAGUUUCUGCUUGAAAAAGUUUAAGUGCCAUGUAUAGUGGUGUGCCUAAAGCAAACUUUAGGCAUUGUUGAUGCCUACAUUGUUGGCUUUUUCUAAUCAAGAUCCAAUCCUGACUAAAUGUUUUGGGAGACAUGUAAGACUUUGUUAAUGUAUUUUUGAUCCUAUGGUUCUAGCUAUUCUGCAGUUUUUUUUUCUCUUUGACAUGAUGAACAGUAGCACUUUAUUCUGUAUCUUGUGGUAUGCGUGAAUGUCAUACCAUUUAUAGAGAAAGAACUAAUAUACUUUUGAGAAGAUCACACUCUAAAAGCUAAAUCAUAAAAAGAUUUAUUAAAGCAGUGUUUUCUGUA
Molecule: messenger RNA, 5412 nt
Organism: Salvelinus namaycush (lake trout)
Lineage: Eukaryota; Metazoa; Chordata; Actinopteri; Salmoniformes; Salmonidae
Gene: brdt
Product: bromodomain, testis-specific
Exons: 21
Coding region: 348-3893 (1181 amino acids)
Biological process (GO): positive regulation of transcription elongation by RNA polymerase II; chromatin remodeling
Cellular component (GO): chromatin; nucleus
Source: RefSeq, a predicted model, not a curated record